This is a messenger RNA of Fonticula alba, 1230 nucleotides long. Its product is annotated as acyl-CoA dehydrogenase. The record is from RefSeq and is a predicted model, not a curated record. Gene Ontology annotation, cellular component: mitochondrion. The transcript has 4 exons. NCBI's taxonomy places the organism in Eukaryota, Rotosphaerida, Fonticulaceae. Bases 1 to 1230 code for a protein of 409 amino acids. Gene Ontology annotation, molecular function: flavin adenine dinucleotide binding; acyl-CoA dehydrogenase activity.
AUGCUCUCCCGCUCCGCCACCAGCAUUGCCGCCGCCGCCGUGCGCGCUGCCGGCCGCCCGGCCGCCAGCCGUGCCCUCGGCACCUCGGCCUGGGCCAACCUGAACCUCGUCGCGCCGGACAGCGUGCAGGAGCCCCUGUCGCUCUUCCACCUGACCGAGUCCGAGCAGAUGAUCCGCGACUCGACUCGGCGCUUCGCCCAGGACGUCAUCAAGCCCCUGGUGUCGGAGAUGGACGAGCAGUCGACCCUGAGCCCGACGGUUCUGUCGGGCCUCUUCGAGCUUGGCCUGGCUCGGAUCGACCCGGCCGUCUCGGUCGUUUGCGAUGUCCAGAACACCCUGGUCAACACGGUCUUCCGUAAGUACGCCUCCGAGGACCUGCAGAAGCGCUACCUGCCCCGGCUGGCCACCAAGGCCGUCGGCAGCUUCUGCCUGUCGGAGGCCGGCUCCGGCUCGGAUGCCUUCGCCCUGCGCACGCGUGCCGUUCCGCAGGACCCGGCCGCCGCGCCGACCGCCACCAGCUACAGCCUGUCCGGCACCAAGAUGUGGAUCACCAACGCCGGCGAGGCGGACGUCUUCCUGGUCUUCGCCAACAUCAACCCCGAGCUGGGCUACCGCGGCAUCACCUGCUUCGUGGUGGAGCGCGACAUGCCGGGCGUGUCGGUCGGCCCGAAGGAGAAGAAGCUCGGCAUCCGUGCCUCCUCCACCUGCCCGGUCAUCCUGGAGAAUGUCGUGGUCCCCCCCGAGAACAUCCUCGGCGAGGUCGGCCGCGGGUAUAAGAUCGCCAUCGAGAUCCUCAACGAGGGCCGCGUCGGCAUCGGCGCCCAGAUGCUCGGCCUGGCCCAGGGCGCCCUGGAUGCCACCAUGCCCUACCUGUACGAGCGCAAGCAGUUUGGCCAGUUCAUCGGCGACAUGCCCCUCAUGCAGGCGCAGUACGCCCAGGCGGCCGUCGAGAUCGAGGGCGCCCGCCUGAUGGUGUACAACGCGGCCCGCCUGUGCGAGCGUGGUGCCCCCUUCGUCAAGGAGGCCGCCAUCGCCAAGCUCCAGGCCUCCCGCGUGGCCGAGAGCGUGGCCUCCAAGUGCGUGGAGAUGGCCGGCGGCGUUGGCUUCACCCGGGACUUCCCGCUGGAGAAGUUCUACCGCGACGCCAAGAUCGGCGCCAUCUACGAGGGGACCUCCAACAUCCAGCUCACCACCAUCGCCAAGAUCCUGGCCGCCGAGUACAAGCAGUAA